Caenorhabditis angaria is the source of this 684-nucleotide messenger RNA. The record is from the annotation of a GenBank genome assembly. Lineage: Eukaryota; Metazoa; Nematoda; Chromadorea; Rhabditida; Rhabditidae.
AUGGGUUUUGCGUGUAUUCCGACACAAAAUAUUGAAAAAGAAGGUUAGUUUGGUCAGAGACUUUUGAAGCUGAUGUUCUAAGCUGAGAUUUCAAAGAGUUUUUCAGUACCAAUUUCAAAAAUCCUUGAUAGUUCCACUUCAAAAUCGAUGUCAUCAACAUCAGUUAAAUCAUCUAAAACAUAUAAAACAUCUACCACAACAACAACCCUCCCACCUCUAUCUUGCCCUUCUACUGAUUGGAUUUUAUUCGAUCGGGGAACCUACUCUUGGUGUAUUUAUCUUUACUGGUUUCCUAGCCCUGUCUAUGGAAAUUCUGCUCUUCCUUAUUGUAAAACCCUCAACUCAGCAUCAGUCGUAUCCGGUUUUCAAAAUAGAGCUGAAGUUAAUAGUAUUUUGAGUGUUGCAAAUCCGAAAGGCUCGUGGCUUCAAAUAUUUAUCGGUGCCUAUCGAACUUCCGCAUGUAUGAAUUCGCAUCUCACAUCAACCUGUAAUCAAUUAACAACGUUUGAAUGGACUGAUAAACAUACAACUGGCACGGAUGGUUUUGUAUGGGAACCGAAUCAACCGGAUAACACGGGAUUGAUUCAACGUUAUGUAAUCUUGUGGACUGGACGAAAUUUUAUGGAUGAUACUGGUGGUAUGGGAAAUGGUGCGAUUUGUGGAAUUCAAGCCAAAUAUUUUUGA